Molecule: messenger RNA, 543 nt
Organism: Apus apus (common swift)
Lineage: Eukaryota; Metazoa; Chordata; Aves; Apodiformes; Apodidae
Product: feather keratin Cos1-2-like
Exons: 3
Coding region: 1-543 (180 amino acids)
Cellular component (GO): intermediate filament
Molecular function (GO): structural constituent of cytoskeleton
Source: RefSeq, a predicted model, not a curated record
AUGCACUUUGGUCAGACAUGUUUGGACACAGACCUGUGGGACAAGCAAUGGCCUGGCCUGGAGCUGUGUACUCGGGUGAGUCUGCUGGAAAAUUACUGCCUGCGUGCGACGACUGUGGGCCUGGGGCAGUGCAGGAGCCGUAUAAAAGUGGGCCCUUCUCCCGCCUCUCUCAUCCACUCCUCUCGCCUCCGUCUCCUUGGGAACAAGGUGCAGCUCCAGCCCCACAACAUGUCCUGCCAGCCCUGCUGCCAGCCCUGCCUGCCAUGCCAGCCCUGCGGCCCCACCCCGCUGGCCAACAGCUGCAAUGAGCCCUGUGUCAGGCAGUGCCAGGACUCCACCGUCGUCAUCCAGCCCUCCCCCGUGGUGGUGACCCUGCCCGGCCCCAUCCUCAGCUCCUUCCCGCAGAGCACCGCCGUGGGCUCCUCCACCUCCGCUGCCGUUGGCAGCAUCCUCAGCUCUCAGGGAGUGCCCAUCAACUCCGGGGGCUUUAGCCUCUCGGGCAUUGGCAGCCGCUACUGCGGCAGCAGGUGCCUGCCCUGCUAA